UAGUGUACAGGGGUCGAUACUACGGUGAGUGUCCAAUUCAACAUGGAAAGGCUAAAACAACAGACUAGCUGCUAGCUCAAUACAAGCCGCUCAAUAACGUCAACUGGCAUGGAAACAUCAUAGCAUGUAGUAGUAUUUUGUGUGUUCAGUGCCCCUGUGUUAUUCAGAUUUAUUUACACCGUAGGGCUUUCGGCUAAUUCACACAAUGAAAUGGCUGGGGUUAUUCGCAAUGGCUGCGAUGACUUUUGGACUUGGAGCAGAUAUGCAAGAAGCUCAGAAGUCAAGCUCUUUGGCAGUGGUUUGAAAGUAGCGCACUUCCACCCAAACUGGAGCAGCGGCACGGCGGGUGUUCGCGGCACGCGCAUCCUCAACAACAGCCGCUACUACUGGGAGCUGCGCGUGUCGCCCCGCAUAUUCGGCACAAGCAUGAUGUUCGGCAUCGGCACGAAGAAAGCGCGUCUGCACGUGCAACACUUCAUCAACCUGCUGGGCGAAAACGAGCACAGCUGGGGCCUGUCGCACAAGGGCCUGCUCUGGCACAACGGCCAGUGCUCGCACUACACGCGGCCCUUCCGCGAGAACGAGGCCACCACCGUCGGCAUUCUCUUCGACGGCAUCGAGGGCACGCUCACCUUCUACAAGGACGGCGAGUGCCUCGGAGUCGCCUUCGAAGGCCUCAACCUGGUGCGCGAGCCUCUCUACCCGAUGGCUUCGUCGACGGCCGCCAAAACCGAAAUGACUCUCGUCUACAUGAAGCGCGACUUCGUCAACCUGCAGGACCGGUGUCGCGCCGUCAUACUCGAAAAGUACAAAACUGAGUCGGAGGUCAGGUCCCUCAUGCUGCCUCCGCUUAUCAAAUCAUAUCUCACCGAAGCUAUGCACAGGACAGUGUAUCCAGUGAAAAAAGCUAAUAUACUAAAUAUAUAGAAACAUAAAGACCAGGGUAUCAAAAAAAAAUCAUUCCCAUUAUCAGUGCACAUGACAGUGUAUCAAGUGGAAAAAGAUAAUAUACUAAUUAAUAAGAACAUGAAAACUUGUAGUACCCUUUAUUAUUUAAAAUAUUACAACGACUAGUUUCGACCAUAACUUAGGUAAUUUUCAAGUUGAAAUGUUGAAAUGUAAUAAAGGGUACGAUAUGAACAUAUGCUUAUUUUCAUAUGAUUAAUUUAUUUCUAUUCAUUAUUUUUUGGGUUGAAGUUAUUAUUUGUUUAUUUAUUUUCCACAUUUCGACUUGAAAAUGACCAAAGUUAUGGU
Messenger RNA from Nilaparvata lugens (brown planthopper), 1254 nucleotides. RefSeq names its product SPRY domain-containing SOCS box protein 3 (gene SP555). Lineage: Eukaryota; Metazoa; Arthropoda; Insecta; Hemiptera; Delphacidae. Gene Ontology annotation, molecular function: protein binding. Bases 211 to 927 code for a protein of 238 amino acids. The transcript is spliced from 4 exons. Gene Ontology annotation, biological process: intracellular signal transduction; proteasome-mediated ubiquitin-dependent protein catabolic process. The record is from RefSeq and is a predicted model, not a curated record. Gene Ontology annotation, cellular component: SCF ubiquitin ligase complex.